Molecule: messenger RNA, 631 nt
Organism: Rhagoletis pomonella (apple maggot)
Lineage: Eukaryota; Metazoa; Arthropoda; Insecta; Diptera; Tephritidae
Product: glutamate receptor ionotropic, kainate 2-like
Biological process (GO): modulation of chemical synaptic transmission; synaptic transmission, glutamatergic
Cellular component (GO): postsynaptic membrane; plasma membrane
Molecular function (GO): transmitter-gated monoatomic ion channel activity involved in regulation of postsynaptic membrane potential; glutamate-gated receptor activity
Source: RefSeq, a predicted model, not a curated record
UCAAUAACACCAAUUAUCGCUCGAGUGACCUGCAAUUUGACGAGGAUGGACAGCGCGUUAAUUUUGGCAUAGACAUUUUCGAACCGCAAGACAAUUGUGGCAUUGGUUUCUGGGAUACGAAGGGUCAAAUAACGCCGCAACAUGUAGAGGCAAGCAUCGCAAAGAAGCUGGUUUAUCGUGUAGCCACGCGUAUUGGGGAGCCGUACUUUAUGGAGAUACCCGAGAUGGUGGAGCAGAAUGUGACUGGCAAUGAACGGUACAUGGGUUAUGCAGUAGAUUUGAUUAAAGAAAUUGCAGAACUUAUGAAUUUUGAGUAUAUAUUUGUGCCUGUAGCAGAUAACCAAUAUGGCAAAUACAAUAAGGAAACAAAGCAAUGGAACGGCAUAAUUGGCGAGCUGAUCAAUAAUGAUGCACAUAUGGGCAUUUGUGACUUGACUAUUACACAGGCACGCCGUACCGUAGUGGACUUUACCGUGCCCUUCAUGCAGCUUGGCGUAAGUAUAUUAGCCUAUGCAGAUACACCCGAGCCAAAGGCUUUGCUGGCUUUUCUUGAGCCAUUGAAAGGAGAAGUAUGGAUGUACGUCAUGGUUGCGAUUUAUGUCAUAUCUUUCUUAUUUGUGUUUUCAGCAAG